Molecule: messenger RNA, 297 nt
Organism: Arabis nemorensis
Lineage: Eukaryota; Viridiplantae; Streptophyta; Magnoliopsida; Brassicales; Brassicaceae
Source: the annotation of a GenBank genome assembly
AUGGACGAGACCGCUUACAAUAAAAAACCUCUGCUCAUGAGGGAUGGAGGGAAAGACCACGUACCCAGUACAGGCAAAAAGACCCUAGACAUCAUCCCUACAGAGCCUCCCCGCAUCACUCUGAUUAUGAGCGAAGGUAUGACAGCUCAAGGUCUAACCCAUCUUCUCCAGUUAUCCAGAGAAACCGGGUCACUACCAGGCAUUCUCCUAGGAGGUUUCAUGGAGAGUCUCAGCUGUCAAAAAGCCAUUCUCAAGCCUCAAAGACGCCCUCUCCAAAACCACCUAGAGAACCUAUGA